AUGGUCAAGGGAAACAAAGCCAAUAGAGGCCAAACCCGCAAAGGCAAGGCAACCAACAAUGGAGAAAUGAUCAAGGUAACUCGCAUCAAGGAAAUUGGAACAACAACAACUUUGCAAAACGGAGAUCCAACCCAAGUUGUUGGCUCUCACACCGGAUCUAUCCAAAAGUUAAAGAUACAGAUGAGAGACCUUUCAAGAGAGCAAAACCCAAAGCAAAAAGGGCAACUUCCUAGUGAUACCAUUGCGAACCCGAAGAGUGGUGAAAGUGGCUCAACUUCUCAUGUCAUAGCAAUAACUACUAGAAGUGGGAAGGUUUUACAAGGUGACAUUGAGCAAAAGGUUGUUGGGGAAGAAGCCGAACAAGAAGUUGAAGCAGAAGAGCAAGGGGUUGUUGAAGUUGAAAGGGUGCCGGAAAAAGAAAAGGAAAAGGAGAAGGAGACAUCAAAAGCUCCACCUCCUAUUCCUAGACCUCCUCCGCCUUUUCCUCAAAGACUUAUUAGAAGGGUUGAUGAUAGCAAGCUUGAGAAAUUCUAUGAUAUUCUAAAGCAAUUGUCGGUGAACAUUCCAUUCUUGGAGGCUUUUCAAGAAAUGUCGGGGUUUGCCAAAUAUUUGAAGGAUUUGAUCACCAAAAAGAGGAUCACAAAGAAUGAGGUAGUAAACAUGACUCACCGGGUUAGCUCUAUUAUUGCCACAAGCCAUGUCCAAAAGAAAGAGGACCCGGGAGCAUUUACUAUUCCAUGCACUAUCAAGGAGCGUGACUUUGCAAAAGCCCUUUGUGACAAUGGGGAUAGCAUCAACUUGAUUCCACUUUCCAUCUACAAGCAAGUGGGAUUAGGGAUGCCGAGGCCAACAAGCAUGAGGUUACAAAUGGCCGAUCGAUCUAUUAAGCGACCGAUAGGAAUUGUUGAUGAUGUGAUUGUGAAAGUUGGAAAAUUCCAUUUGCCCGCCAACUUUGUAAUUCUUGACUGA
Molecule: messenger RNA, 969 nt
Organism: Nicotiana tabacum (common tobacco)
Lineage: Eukaryota; Viridiplantae; Streptophyta; Magnoliopsida; Solanales; Solanaceae
Source: RefSeq, a predicted model, not a curated record